Messenger RNA from Trichoderma citrinoviride, 1533 nucleotides. RefSeq lists its product as hypothetical. The transcript has 3 exons. Lineage: Eukaryota; Fungi; Ascomycota; Sordariomycetes; Hypocreales; Hypocreaceae. Bases 1 to 1533 code for a protein of 510 amino acids. The record is from RefSeq and is a predicted model, not a curated record. Gene Ontology annotation, molecular function: GTPase activity; translation initiation factor activity; GTP binding. Gene Ontology annotation, cellular component: eukaryotic translation initiation factor 2 complex; cytosol. Gene Ontology annotation, biological process: positive regulation of translational fidelity; formation of translation preinitiation complex.
AUGUCUGAGGAUCCCAAAUACGACGACAUCCAGUCCGACUCCGACUCUGGAGAGUCCAUCGACGCCCAGGACAACGUCGACAACACCGAAGAGAAGACGCUCAAGCCGGCCCUCAAGAAGUCCAACCCCGCCAUUCCCAACCAGGCGGCCGUAAAACCUCCGCUGCCCCCGCAGACCGACCCCAAAGACCUCGAUGUGUCCGUCUUGACACCCCUCACGCCAGAGAUUAUUGCUCGCCAGGCCACCAUCAACAUCGGCACCAUCGGUCACGUCGCUCACGGAAAGUCCACCGUCGUCAAGGCCAUCUCCGGCGUCCAGACCGUUCGAUUCAAGAACGAGCUGAUCCGAAACAUUACCAUCAAGCUGGGAUACGCCAAUGCCAAGAUCUACCAGUGCGACAACGCCGCCUGCCCUCGUCCGGGCUGCUACCGAAGCUAUGGAAGUGAGAAGGAGGUCGACCCUCCUUGCGAGAGAGAUGGCUGCGGUGGCACCUACAGAUUGCUCCGACACGUCUCAUUUGUCGACUGCCCUGGUCACGAUAUUCUCAUGAGCACCAUGUUGUCAGGAGCCGCCGUCAUGGACGCCGCUCUUCUUCUCAUUGCAGGCAACGAGUCCUGCCCUCAGCCCCAGACAUCGGAACAUUUGGCCGCCAUCGAGAUCAUGAAGCUGGAGAACAUCAUCAUCCUGCAGAACAAGGUCGACCUGAUGAGGGAAGAGGUCACUCAGCAGCACUAUGAGUCGAUCCUCAAGUUCAUCCGUGGAACCGUUGCCGAAAAGUCCCCGGUCAUCCCCAUCUCUGCCCAGCUCAAGGUCAACGUGGAUGCUGUUCUCGACGCCAUUGUCAACACCAUUCCCGUGCCCGUCCGAGACCUCUCCAUGGAGCCCCGCAUGAUCAUCAUCCGUUCCUUUGACGUCAACAAGCCCGGUGCUGAAAUCGAUGACCUCAAGGGUGGUGUUGCUGGUGGCAGUAUCCUGCACGGUGUCCUCAAGCUGGGAGACGAGAUCGAGAUCCGCCCCGGUAUCGUCUCGCGCGACAACAACGGUGCCCUCAAGUGCGCCCCUCUCUUCAGCAGAGUCAUCUCCCUCAACUCCGAGGGCAACGACCUCAAGUACGCCGUGCCCGGUGGUCUGAUUGGUGUCGGUACCCAGAUCGACCCUACCCUCUGCCGUGCCGAUCGUCUGGUCGGUUUCGUCCUGGGCCUCAAGGGCAAGCUGCCCGACAUCUACAGCGAGAUUGAGAUCAACUUCUACCUGCUCCGACGUCUUCUCGGUGUCAAGACGGCCGACGGCAAGCAGGCCAAGGUCGCCAAGCUCGCCAAGAACGAGGUCAUCAUGGUCAACAUUGGCUCCACGUCCACUGGUGCCAAGGUUGCUGCUAUCAAGAACGACGCCGCCAAGCUGGUCCUGACCAGCCCCGUCUGCACGGACAUUGGUGAGAAGGUGGCCCUCAGCCGACGUAUCGACAAGCACUGGCGUCUUAUCGGAUGGGCUACGAUUGCCGCUGGUGUGACUCUGGAGCCCAGCUCAGCAUAA